Molecule: messenger RNA, 2160 nt
Organism: Enterobius vermicularis (human pinworm)
Lineage: Eukaryota; Metazoa; Nematoda; Chromadorea; Rhabditida; Oxyuridae
Source: the annotation of a GenBank genome assembly
AUGCCAUUAGAGGCUCCAGCGUAUGUCGAAAAGCUGUAUGCCAAAUUAGCUCUUGAAGACGGAGAAAAUGAGGCUUCAACUGUAGAGAAUUUUUCGCGGCUGCAGGAGCGAGAUGGAGGUUUUAAAGAAUCGUUUGGUUAUGAAAAUAAUGGUGGAGAAUUUGUUUCGGAUUAUGCAAAAAUUGUUGGAGUUCCAGAGGGGAAACCGACAGGACUGGCGAAUGUUGGGAAUUCCUGCUAUAUGAAUGCGGCCCUACAAGCAGUUUCUUGUCUACCUUUUUUUACUGCCUCUGUUGCUGCGUCUCGUCGUUGUUUAACCAAAGUUGGGUUGUUUGGCCCUGAGACGACUCCUAUCCAAUGUUCGCUCUACGAAUUAUUCAGUGGCCAGAAAAUAUCCUUUCCGAAAGUAAUGGGUGUCCUUCUUUCACGAAUUGGUGAAAGUGUUUUUCAUGAAAAGUUCCUCGAGUGCAGACAGCAGGACGCGCAUGAAUUUUUGGUAUAUUUUUUGUCGCAGAUGGAGAGUGAGUACGACAAAUGUGAGAACUUUUUAUCGAAAAAAGUGUGGGAACGUAUACGUUCCUUCAAUCCAGUGGUGAGCACAUUCCGGUUUAAAAUGCAACAAAUAAUUGAGUGUAAGACGUGCAAAACUGUGAAGCAGUUAUCUGAUGAUCAGUUGGAUUUAAAACUACACAUUCCUCCAGGAAUUAUAGACACAAAUGGAGGAGAUUACUCAGAGGAUGGCAUUACUCUACAAUCACUAGUGGAGAACGUUUUGUCUAACGAAAAGUUUCAGUAUAGCUGUGAAUCCUGUGGUAUGAGCAGCGCAGAGCUUGUACAGUGCUUUGAUUCCUUUCCAAAGUUACUAAUAGUGGUUUUAAAUCGUUAUGGUUAUGACAAAAGCACAGACCAGGAAUACAAAUGGCACGGAAGCGUAGGGUGCACAUUGGUCCUCAAAAUAAGACAAAGCCACGCACUAAGCCGCUUAUCUGCUUGUAGCCAACAUUGCGCAAGACAAAAAAUUCGGACUUGUAUAGGGGCGGUAGUUCCAGAAAAGCCUCAACUUACGGCUUUAUAUGGUGAAGAUUUUGGGGGGAAGAAACAUGACACGAUUCGCAGAACUUUAUCAUCGUCAGUUUUGGAAAGUCGUACUGUAAAUCCAGAUGCGAAAAGUCAGAAAAGAAAAGGCAACGUUGAUGCGAAACACAGUCUCUCUGAUUUAAAAAAAUCAAAAAUGGAGUCCCCUUGCAAAUUAGCUCAACAAGGUUCGUCAUAUAGCGGAAGUGAAGAGCUUUCAGAUGAAGAAGACGAUAACUGUGUAGAAGUAAUUGGCGACAAGGAUACUGAGUUAUUGCCAGCACGUAUUCCAACUGACGCCUUCCGAAAACGAGCUUGUGCUUUACUUGGUUUGAAACCUGCGAAGAAAAAUGUUUUUGAUAAUGAAGGAGAAGCGGUAUGGGUUCAUAGGACUUGUCCUCCUGCUUAUACAUAUAGUGUUAUUGCCGAUGGGAAUUGUUUGUUUCGAGCUCUUUCUUUUUAUGUAACGGGAGGCAAUGAACGGUUUCAUACUGCCGUGCGAGCACGAAUCGCUACAUUUCAAAAGAAAUAUGGAGAUAAGUUCCGUCUGUUAUAUGGUAUGUCUCUUUCUGAAUGGAACAAUUAUGUGGAAGACAUCUCAACUGAAGGAGUAUGGGGCUCGGAUAAGGAGUUACAUGCUGUCGCUACUAUGCUGGAUGCCGAUGUCUGGACAUUUUAUCGGGGACGUUGGUUGGUGUACCGACCGAGUUAUUUAUUUUUGCGACUCUACUCGCUUCUAGAUGGUGCCGUAAAAAGCGGUACUGAUGCGGUGAGGGACUCGAUCUAUUUGGUUAAUGACAGAGAGCACUACGACCCAGUUAUUGAUGUCAUAGACAUUAUGUAUGCGAUACUUGGAAUCAAAGAAGUGAUAUUUGGUUUUACUGUGACGACGACAAAGUGCAGCAGGUUUCUGAAAGUUCUGUUGUGGAGAGGUCUAGCACUUCAGGAUACAUUUACAUCUUCCAGAAGUUUGGUACAGAUGAGGGAUAUAAUUAAUUACUAUCUUGAUCCAUUUAAUAGGAAAAGUCGGACGGCACCAAAAAUUUUUCAUGGUGUUUUGCAACUGAUCUCUAAUUUUGUGCCUUAA